GAGACGAAUUUCUGACUAAAAUGAAUCAACGAUAUAAUAAUACUAAUUCCACCUCUGUAAGCCAUUCCCCUUUACAUUCUGAGUAGAUUGUUAAAUAAUCACAGAAAAGAAAACAUCAAAUAUGGUUAAUAAAGUGAUACAAAUGUUCCAGGUCCCAGUGGUUGGCGAAAUCUCCUGUAAAUCCAUUGGUUGCGGUCUCGGCGCUUCUAUCCAAUCCGUUGCAGAUGCGGCUGCAGCUGUAUUUGGAAAUUGACAUCUGGAGGCAACAGUUUACGCACGAGCUGGCAUAUCGAGUCUGGAAUUAUGAACAGAUCUGUUUAAACCUGAAGUUCGUUUUGAAUUUUAUUCCCGAAGAACUGAGACCAUGGCGUUGGGAAUCUGCGCCCUCGUGUCCCCGACGUUAGGAACCCGCGUUUUUGUGGCUCUCCUAGUCUCUCAGAUAAACGUGCUCCACGGUGGGGCCCGGGGCCAGGCUGAGGCAGACUGCCGUCCUGCGGUGCAGCACGAUGGGCCUCUGGGGGAGGUGCCUUCUCAUCAAGGUAUGAGGUUCGAGGGGUCACAGCCGGAUGUCCCGGUGGAAGGGGAGGGCAGGCCGACCCCGAGAAGGGGCGAGAGGGCGCUCUCAAAUAUCCACGGGGAGGUGGCUCGUACUGAUGACAUCGCAGAGGUCACCAUCAUCAAAGCCCCGCCCACGUCCUCACAAACACUCAGGCAGGUUCUGGCUUUGGGCCCAGGCUACAGGAGGAGGAGGAGGGCGCUGCUGGUGCCCCCAAUGUUUGUCCCUGAGAACCAGCGGGCCCCGUUCCCCCGUGUUAUCGGCAAGUCACAUGUGAUUUCGGCUGACGAGCAGGGCAGCCACAUCUUCCGGCUGACGGGGCGGGGGGCAGAUCAGGACCCCAAGGGCGCGUUCAGCAUAGACCAGCUGACCGGCGAAGUCACUGUGAACCGCGCCCUGGACAGAGAGGACAUCGCCUUCUACCAGUUGCAGGUGUCUACGACGGAUCAGGCCGGGAAAGUUCUGGAAGGCCCGGUCCCACUGGACGUGUCUCUGAUCGAUCAGAACGACAACAGGCCAGUCUUCACAGAGACGCGAUACGCAGGAGAGGUGCUGGAGGGCUCCCCCGCAGGGACCACCGUGAUGACGGUGACGGCGUGGGACGCGGACGACCCCAACACAGACAACGCCGCCCUGCGCUACAGCCUCGCCAAGCAGUCGCCCGACCUGCCCUCGCCAAGCAUGUUCUACAUCGACCCGGAAAAGGGCCACGUCGUCACGGCAACCUCCGUCGGGCUGCUCGAUAGAGAGGCGCUGCCCACCACGCAGUAUGAGCUGGAGAUCGUCGCCAAGGACAUGGCGGGGAGCGACGUGGGGCUCACCGGCACAGCGACCGCCACCAUCACCAUCGCCGACAAGAACGACCACGCCCCCAAGUUCACCCAAUCGCUGUUCCAGGCCACAGUGAGGGAGAGCUGGAGGGGGGCGGUCCUGACUCUGACGGUGGAGGACCGGGACGAGGUGGGCACCGGGGCGUGGCGGGCGAUGUUCUCCAUACUGGGCGGGGACUCUGACCGCAGUUUUGAGGUCCACACCAACCCGGACAACAACCAUGGAAUGCUAUCUGUGGUGGAGCCCUUGGACUAUGAGAGUUCAGCGUUCCACUCCCUGCUGAUCAAGGUGGAGAAUGAAGACCCCCUGGUGGCAGACGUGGGGUACAGUCCCAUCUCCACGGCGACGGUGUACGUCACGGUCCUGGACGUUAACGAGGGUCCGGUGUUCUUCCCUGACCCCAUGGCGGUCACCAGGCGGGAGAACAUCCCCGCUGGCAGCACCGUGGCAAUGCUGAACGCCACUGACCCCGACCUCCUGCAGGCACAGCACAUCAGGUUUGCUGUCCUGAACGACCCAGCCGGGUGGCUCAGUGUUGACCCGGUCACAGGGAUGGUCAACACCACCGCCAUUUUGGAUCGUGAAUCCCCUUUCGUCCAUGACAACACAUACAGGGCCGUGUUCACUGCAGUAGACGAUGGUAGCCCCCCUGCAACAGGUUCUGGGACGUUGGUCAUCACGCUGGAGGAUGAGAACGAUAACGCCCCCUACAUAUACCCGCCCGUGGCGCGUGUCUGUGAGGAUGCCAAGGACCCGAACGUGCUGGUGUUGGGAGGGAUGGACAGAGACAUCGACCCCAACGGCGCCCCCUUCAGCAUUCAGCUGGCAAAACAGCCUGGACUGGAGACCACGUGGAAUAUCACUAGCAUCAACAGUACACACUCCCAGGUGACUCUGCUGCACAGGUUGCAGAGGGCCAGCUACCUCCUGCCCCUGCAGGUGACGGACUCCGGGGCUCCGCCCCUCUCCCGAAGCGCGCAGGUGACGGUCCAGGUGUGCACCUGCCGGCGGAGCCGGAUGGACUGCAGCAGGGCCGACUACGCCCACUCCGACCUGCUGGUACUCGGCCCGGCCCUGCUCACCGCUCUUGCUGCUCUGUCGCCAUGACGCCAGCAGGUCUGUAAACUCUGCAGAAAUCCUGCACACCAACCGACCCCUGUCUAAUCCCUGUGAGCGAGGGUGGAGCGGACCAUGGAUACAUAAUCAUCAUCAUCAUCAUCAUCAUCAAGUCCGAUUAUCCUUGGCAAUGAAGCGUUUUUUUCAGAACUGUUCCCCCUCAGCUUCCCCAUUAAAAUCCUUUUUUCUCCUCCUGCUCUACCCCUUCCUGCCCUGCCUCCAACCUCCCCUCAUAAUUACUUUCUCCGACUGUCCAAGUUUUCUCGAUGAACAGAUCUGUCUCCAAAGGUUGAUCUAUCGCCAGGCUUCGCCGCUCGUGCUCCGCCUCUCUGGACAUGUGACCACGAGUCCCUGGAAGUACCCCUUCUCUGCUGUGUUUGACCUGCUGCCUUUUGGAAGCUUGCUCACCGUACUGUCCUUGAGAGAGAUUCUGAUUGGCCUUCAGUGCUCAUGUUUCCUGCUUGUUUCCAGCCAAUGAGGAGGCAGACCCAUAAUCAUCCUCAGCUCAUCUUAAAUUAACAUCACCUUUUUGAAACCGAUUCCUUAUUUACUCCAAUGCAAUCUUACAUGAAAAACUUUUGGUUAGCAUGGAAAAACCACGAAACCAUGUUUUUGCCAUGAAAAUAUGAAAUCUAUGCUAUAGUCAUUUAUGUCCAUUUAAUCAUUUAACAUAGCAUAUUCUUUCCCCUAAUUAAAAUUGUGAAUUGUACAUUGAUCACCAGAGUUGAUCUCAAUUACCUUUCAGUUCAAGAAGCGGAACGAAUUUAACUGAAUUCAUAUUCAUUUCCUGAACUGGAAUGAAAUUGACCCUGACCCUCUUAUGUACAUUACAGUGAACUGGGCAAAGGCACUGUAAUGUAGCCCCAGUAUGACAUCACAGAGCCCAGCCUUCCUGGCUCAGUUUAAGUGAUUGACAUUAAAAAACAAGGCUGAGUAAUCUGCUCCCCAAUCCCACAAUUCCCACUGAAACUCAUUUUGGUUACCAGUUAGUUUUAUGGUUGGUUUUGAGCGUGUAAAAAUUGUGUGCAUGUGUAUGCUUAUGAGUGUGUGUGUGUGUGUGUGUAUUUUCUGUAUUUGAAUGUGUGCGUGAGACAGACCCAAUUAUAAAAAGGAAAAUGUGAUUAUAUACAUUACGGAUUUUUGACUGUAUGAAUUAUGAGGAUGUGAACCAUUUAUGUAUAUAUAUUUUGCACUGAUUUAUUAAAGCUGUUACUGUAUUUCC
This is a messenger RNA of Anguilla anguilla (European eel), 3725 nucleotides long. RefSeq names its product cadherin-13-like. Lineage: Eukaryota; Metazoa; Chordata; Actinopteri; Anguilliformes; Anguillidae. Gene Ontology annotation, biological process: homophilic cell-cell adhesion; calcium-dependent cell-cell adhesion; sprouting angiogenesis. Gene Ontology annotation, molecular function: cadherin binding; calcium ion binding. The transcript is spliced from 15 exons. The record is from RefSeq and is a predicted model, not a curated record. The coding region runs from base 365 to 2494 and encodes 709 amino acids. Gene Ontology annotation, cellular component: plasma membrane; adherens junction; catenin complex.